AUGGGCGACGAUAAGUUCGACUACCAAUCUCUCCCCAUCCCCUCUUACGAAGAGGCCACUGCCCAGCCUUCCUCCUCUCGCUCCGACCUGGACGAUGGCAACGAUGCCGAACGCCAGGGUCUGCUCGGUCGCAGCGAUGCCGGAAACUACCAACCACCCACGGUCGAAUCCGUCCGCGGCAGCCUCGACGACCUCGCCUCCUCCGUAUCGGGCUCGGAGCGCGGCUCGACCGAUGAAUUAAGGAGGGAGUUGGAUCAGAUGGACGUGGAUGACUCUGCACAUGGGUCGUCGUCCAGAUCUCGCCCCCAUUUACGACAUCAGUUCUCCAAGCGAUUCUCCAGUCUGACACGAACGCUACGACCCCUACAACGAUACCUGCCAAGCCUGCCGAGCUUCCGCUUCAACUUCGACCUCAACAAUGCUCGGGUGCACAUGAAGGAUCAUGGAUGCAUCAUGUUGCUGCGCCUCUUUGCCCUGAUGCUCGUGGUGUCCCUGGUCUAUGUCUUCUUUAUCGGCGACAUCUUCAACCUCAACAAUCGUAUGGUCAUGGGUCAGUCCUACAGCGCCUCGUCGGUCGAGAACUUCGUUCAGGGCCACAUCAAUGAAACAAAUAUCGCGGAGAAUUUAAGGCGAGUUACCAACUUCCCUCACGUCGCCGGUACCGAGGGCAGUUUCGUACUGGCAGAAUGGAUCGAGCAGGAAUUCCACCGAGCGGGAUUCGAUGGGGUUCUGCGAGAAGAGUUCCAAGUCUACCUAAACUAUCCCCGCGAUGAUGGACGCAAGGUCGCCAUCAUUGAUCCGCCUCAUUUGGCUUGGGAGGCCACACUAGAGGAGAACGACUCCCAGGUCCCGGUGUUCCAUGGACACUCCAAGUCCGGAAACGUUACCGGACCUCUGGUCUAUGCUAACUUUGGAUCCCGCGAAGAUUUCCAAUUACUCGCCGAUAAGGGUAUCUCCCUCAACGGCUCGAUCGCUCUCGUGCGCUAUUACGGCACCGAGCCCGACCGGGCGUUGAAGAUUAAAGCCGCCGAGCUGGCUGGAGCGGCGGGUUGCAUCAUUUACUCCGAUCCACAACAGGACGGUUUUGUACAGGGACCGGCGUAUCCGAAGGGACGUUUCAUGCCCUCGGAUGGUGUACAGCGGGGCGGUGUUAGCCUCAUGUCUCACGUCGUUGGAGACGUACUUUCCCCCGGUUUCGCAUCCACCCCGGGGGAGAAGAAGAGACUAUCUCCAGAAGACAGCCCUGGAUUGACCAAGAUACCCAGUCUUCCGAUCGCCUGGCGCGAUGCGCAGCGACUUCUCCAGUCCCUCGAGGGACACGGGUCUAAAGUUCCCCAGGAAUGGGUUGGUGGUGUGCCCAAGGUUCAAGCUUGGUGGACAGGAGAUCAAAAUUCGCCAGUCAUUCACUUGAUGAAUCUGCAGGACGAAGUCGAACGACAACCCAUUUACAAUAUCCAUGGAACGAUUAUUGGGCUUGAGGAGCGUGACAAGAAGAUCAUUGUUGGAAAUCAUCGCGACUCAUGGUGCUUGGGAAGUGUUGACCCCGGCAGUGGUACUGCAGUCUUCUUGGAGGUGGUGCGUGCCUUUGGUGAACUGCUCAACUACGGAUGGCGACCACUCCGCACCAUCGAGUUCGUCAGCUGGGACGGAGAAGAGUACAACCUCAUCGGCUCGACUGAGCACGUUGAAAAGGAGGUUGACAACCUUCGCAACAAUGCAUACGCUUACCUGAACGUGGACGUUGGCGUGUCGGGCUCCGAGUUCCGUGCGGCAGGAUCGCCUGUCUUCGAGCGCUCGGUGCAUCAGAUCUUGGGUCGCCUCUCUGAUCCCUAUGCCAACAAGACGUUGAAAGAAAUCUGGGAUAAUAAAGGCAUGAAGCUUGAUCCACUCGGCGCCGGUAGUGACUACGUCGCAUUUCAGGAUAUUGCGGGUACCUCAAGCAUUGAUUUCGGGUUUGAGGGCGGUGCAUACCCCUACCACAGCUGCUACGAAUCCUAUGACUGGAUGGAGAAGUUUGGUGACCCGGGCUUCCGGUAUCACAAACUUCUCGCUGAAUUCUGGGCCUUGCUUUUGCUGGACGUUUCCGAGAACCCCAUGCUGCCCUUUGACAUGGAAGCCUACGCCAGGUACAUCACGGGCUGGGUGAAAGACUUGGAUGAAUUUGCAAAGAAGAAGGGCGCCCAGGUUGAUAUGCAACUGAUGUUCAACGCCGCGGCCGAACUCGAGGCCGAUGCUGCCCGGUUCCAACAGUGGAAUCAGAUCUGGCACGACAGUGUUUGGGGCUCUGGCGGGUACGAAAGCAACGUCAUGGCGAUUCAACGAGUCAACCACAACGUCCGCAUGGCCAGUUUUGAUACCCACUUACUGGAUCUGGAAGAAGGUGGCGGGAUUCCGAACCGCACCCAGUUCCGCCACGUCGUCUACGGACCCGAGCUGUGGUCCGGCUACGAUGCUUCCAUUUUCCCGGCCAUUCGCGACAGCAUCAACGCGGGCGACUGGAACCUUGCCCAACAUUGGAUCAACCGGGUUGCCAACAUCAUCCACACUGCCAGCAACAAGCUCAUCAACUAA
Messenger RNA from Penicillium cinerascens, 2571 nucleotides. Its product is annotated as M28 family metallopeptidase. The transcript has a single exon. Lineage: Eukaryota; Fungi; Ascomycota; Eurotiomycetes; Eurotiales; Aspergillaceae. Gene Ontology annotation, molecular function: carboxypeptidase activity. Bases 1 to 2571 code for a protein of 856 amino acids. The record is from RefSeq and is a predicted model, not a curated record.